UCCCGAAAAUACUCCUCGUGGUUUUCCGCACAUUUUCCAACUUGAAUAACGCGUGUGUGUGCCGUCGCGCGGUCGCAAACACAAAAAACCGACUGGGUGCAAGUUAAAGUUUGACUUUGAUUUGGAUAUCGCCAUCCACAACUUUAAACAACCUUAAAAAACUUCUCAACAUGAUUUUUUAAGACGUUGCGGUGGUGGUGAUUAUCGCACGCGGGCGUUUUAUUGAUGUCGAUAAAACAUGGAUGUCGAAGAAAUGAACGCGACGGAGAUGAACCGCAUGUCGGAGAAUAUGAAUCGCACGAUAAGCAAAUUCGGCGAUUUGUUGGAGAGAUAUUUGCGUAAUCGUGGUGUUGAUCAGCCGGCCUAUGGUAUUCUUAUUGCUUUGUAUACGGUUAUCAUCGUUGUCGGUGCUAUGGGUAAUGCACUUGUUAUUUUGUCAGUGGUGCGAAAACCAGCGAUGCGCACACCGCGCAAUAUGUUUAUUGUGAAUCUGGCAAUCUCCGACAUGUUGCUGUGCACAUUCACGAUGCCGCUCACGCUCAUGGAGAUCCUCACCGUAUACUUCCCGCUCGGCAAUAGUGAGCUACUGUGUAAGCUAGUUGGCACUAUGCAGGCAACCAGCACGUUCGUUUCUACUAUUUCCAUUGUUGCCAUCGCAUUGGAUAGAUAUCAGGUUAUAAUUUACCCAACAAGAGAAAAUCUGCAACUAGUAGGUGCAGCGAUUAUCCUCUGCGUAAUCUGGACUCUUGCUGUUUUGCUUUCAUUACCGCUUUUCAUCUACAAGAAAAUCACCUCCCACCACUUCAAUUUCAACGACACCAACGUUGUGAUGAAUUACUGCUACGAAAAUUGGCCGCCAUAUUUAGAUCGCUACGUCUAUUCAAUAUUCUCCUUCAUUUUCCAAUAUUCCUUGCCGAUCAUCAUCGUUUCGGCUGCUUAUAUCAGAAUCCUCUAUAAACUCCGUCAUCGUUUUGCUGCUGGUUUCGUCGCCCACGACGAUUACAAAAACUCCCGCCAACAAGUCCGCAGUCGUCGUCUCCAACGCACCAACAUGCUCCUAGUUUCCAUCUCAGUGAUUUUCUUCACCAGUUGGAUGCCCUUGAACCUCUUCAACCUCAUCGCAGACACCUUAGACAUCGACUUCACCACCCAAUCGAUGAAAAUCGUUUACGCAGUCUGCCACAUGAUGGGCAUGUCUUCCGCCUGCUGGAACCCCGUCCUCUACGGCUGGCUCAACGACAACUUCUGGAAAGAAUUCCAAGACAUCAUGUGCAUCAAAUCAAACAGCAGUAACACCCGCGCCAGGGACCUGGAUGACAAACGUGGAUCUUCAAACCGGAAGACGACUGGUAAGGAGCAGUACCGAAGACCGGAUCUAGUGGCUGAUUUUAAUCCUGGUACCACAGGAAGCACCGAGAUGUCGCUGCUGACUAAAUGCUAGCUCAAGGCCCGGUCCACUGCAACCAGUCAGGUGAGUGGACUCGCAAAUCUAUAACUUUUCUGCACAAAAAUCAAAUUUCAACUACGUUGGGUGAUAAAAACAAACAAAAAACAAAACACAGAGAAAUACACUUGUGCUAUUAAAAGUAUUCAAUAUUUUAAAAGAAGUGAAAAAGAAAACGAACCAUAAUAUAGUUAUAGUGAUAUUUAAACAAAUUCAGUGGUACCAAUAUUUGUAAUUUUUGUAUUUCAACAAAGAAAACGUGAUAAUUGAUGUAAAUAAUUGACCAGCAACGGUUUUAAUCCAAAAUUAUAAAUAUUAUUUGUUUUAUUGAUCUGGAGACAAAAGAAAGUAGCGCCACCUAGCGGGGAAUAGUGUAGAGUUUUUUAGUAUUGAUUUUUUGUUAAAUUUACAUUGUUUACAGUUUAAAAUAUUUCAAAAAGCAAAAUUUGUACGAAUUUAUUAAUAAUUGUUUAUUUUAUUGAUGAAAAAGUGGCGCCAUCUAACGGCGAAUAGUCUACAAUUUUUGUCUAUUAAUUUUUCGUUAUAUUUGCUUUGUUUUAAGUCAAAAAUAUUACAACAAAUAAUUUUGACACAAAUUUUCCAAUAUUAUUUGUUUUAUUGAUGAUUAAAGUGGCGCCACCUAUCGGUGGAUAGCCUAUAAUUUUUCUGUAUUGAUUUUUCGCUAAUUGUGCUUUGUUUGAAGUUGGAAAUUUUACAACAAACGAAAUUGAUACCAAUCAACUCUCGGCGGCAGAAGGCACUUAGCGCCCCAAAGGCACUCAAGGACAGAGCCAUUAAGCGCGGUGCGACUGCCGCAGCCACCGCAAAUUAGUCUAUUCCACGCGCUGAUCAAUUAAAACUUUCGCAUUAUUACGACCCCGCCAUUGCGUUUUAUUGACGCGCGCGCGACGCGCACGAGCAGCAGCAAUCGGUUGAACAAAUAAUAUAUUUAUUGGGAAAACUGGCGCGCGGCCAUAAUGCCGACGAGUCCACGGCAAUUAUGGCGCGUGUCGAGAUUUCGCCUGGAUUAAAGCCGUUGAGGUCGUGCGCCCCGUUAUUUAAUGCCAUGUUGUCGACUCGCGGAUUAUCGAAAUUCACAAGAUGGCGGGCGGAAUGUGAGUGUGGUACGAUCACAACGAUUAAAUUUAAUAUGCGACUAUGCGAAUAUUGUAAUUUGUAAUAUGUAAAUAGACAGCACAUGUAUACUUGUCGUUCGUCACACAUGUGUAAUGUUAAUGUGAAAUAUUUGGCAGGCUGCGGAAUGUGAUGAUGGGAGAAUAUUAUUAUUGGGUAUUUGUAUACACAUCCUUUACAUUUAUUAUAGAUAUAUAUAUUACAUAUUAAAAUUUGUAGCGAUUAUCAAAUAAAUGUUUGUAUAAUAUUUA
Molecule: messenger RNA, 2829 nt
Organism: Dalotia coriaria
Lineage: Eukaryota; Metazoa; Arthropoda; Insecta; Coleoptera; Staphylinidae
Gene: NPFR
Product: Neuropeptide F receptor
Exons: 5
Coding region: 239-1441 (400 amino acids)
Biological process (GO): G protein-coupled receptor signaling pathway
Cellular component (GO): plasma membrane; neuron projection
Molecular function (GO): neuropeptide binding; neuropeptide Y receptor activity
Source: RefSeq, a predicted model, not a curated record